Mytilus trossulus (common blue mussel) is the source of this 746-nucleotide messenger RNA. RefSeq names its product sodium/glucose cotransporter 4-like. Bases 16 to 558 code for a protein of 180 amino acids. Lineage: Eukaryota; Metazoa; Mollusca; Bivalvia; Mytilida; Mytilidae. The record is from RefSeq and is a predicted model, not a curated record. Gene Ontology annotation, cellular component: plasma membrane. Gene Ontology annotation, molecular function: D-glucose:sodium symporter activity. The transcript is spliced from 3 exons.
GCCUUUUGGGGUUUGAUGUUAAGUUUAGUAGUUGGCAUCGUGAGAAUGGCGUUAGACUUCACCUAUGUGGCGCCAGUGUGUGGUAGUGGAGAACCAGAUAAUAGACCAGCUAUCGUCAAGGAUAUAGACUUUCUUCACUUUGCCGCCAUAUUGGCCAUAUUUAGUUUUAUUGCUAUGUUUGUAAUUAGCAUGUUCACACAGCCAAGACCGGAAAGAAAAUUAAGACGUGUUACAUUUUGGACUAAAAAUGAUAAAGAAGAACCAGAGCUAUCGUCAGAAGAUGAUGAAGAAGACGACAGAGAAAAAGAAAGGAAGAAUAGAGGAAACGAUGAUGGUACCGAAGACGAUGGCAUGGGAUCAAGACUAAGAAAAAGCUGCAAGGACUGGGUUUGUGGAACAGUUGAAGAUUCUAAAAAAUACUUGACGCAAGAAGAACAGCAACAAUUGCGUACAAAAAUGACGUCACUAGAAGAAAAGCCUCUUUAUCGAAAGUUAUUAAACAUUGCUGCAAUAAUAGUUGCGAUAUUUACAACAUUUUUAAUUGGCUUUUUCUAUUAAUGUUUUAGUUUUUAAAAGUUAUAUAGACAUUAUUAGUUAAUGCACAAAAAAGAUAAAUAUUUUUGGAAAUAAAAUAUAUCCGACCUGUAUUUAACAUUGUUCAUACAUGUAUGUGUUACACCAUUUAUUUUGCUUGGCUAUUGGCUAUCGUUGUAUUAUUUCAUAUGUGUGUGUGUUACACUUUCGUG